Messenger RNA from Leguminivora glycinivorella, 2482 nucleotides. RefSeq names its product lysophosphatidylserine lipase ABHD12-like. Gene Ontology annotation, cellular component: endoplasmic reticulum membrane. Gene Ontology annotation, biological process: phosphatidylserine catabolic process; monoacylglycerol catabolic process. The record is from RefSeq and is a predicted model, not a curated record. Gene Ontology annotation, molecular function: monoacylglycerol lipase activity; phosphatidylcholine lysophospholipase A1 activity. Lineage: Eukaryota; Metazoa; Arthropoda; Insecta; Lepidoptera; Tortricidae. The transcript is spliced from 11 exons. Bases 383 to 1510 code for a protein of 375 amino acids.
AAAUACAACUUUGCCCCCUUGUAUAACAAAUAACUAUUUCUUGAUUGCCGCGUCUUUCUUUUGCCGGAAAUGGCUUUUAUAUGAAGAAUAUUUAUUAUUUUUACGGUGAAGUAAAAACCGGUGAUUUGAGUUGCGAUGAUGACAACUCUAUUUAAUUUUACUGUCAUGAUGUCAUCUGUCACUGUCAUUGAGCAUUGAGGACUGCGUCAAAACCACUGAAAUAAUGGUCAAAACUGUCAAAAGUUCGAAGGUUCUUCGAUAAAUUACAUCGAUUCGCUGCCGUUUUUUCAUUGCGCAUUCAGUAUUAUUAUAAUUAAUUACAUUCACAUUCAAAGCUGCUACGUUUUCUCAUGAAAAUCGGAAACAACUCCCAUUGCGUAACAUGAUAGACGGAAUUUUGAUCUGCGUGUGUCUUUACACUGCCGCGUUACUCCUACUUGGAAGUGCGCUGACGGCGGGCCUACUAGUGGUUCACGUAGCUGUGGUGCCACUCGUCUUUAGAUACUCUAAGACCUUCCGUCGGAGCCUCAUCUUUGCCAACUUUGUACAAUGGCCUCUGCACAUCGAUCAUGAAGACCCAGCAUCAUCCGGCAUAGACGGAGCCAGAAAUCUCAGCAUCGAGUACCAGUCUAAAGUUGACAACUGUCCUAUCAAGAUUGGAGUAUGGCACAUCCUCCCAAAGAGUGUGUACGACCGCCUUAAGCAGCACUUCUCCGAAGGCUCCGAUAAAGAACAACUGCAGAAGCUGAUGGAUGAGGAACUGGCCAACUCCAAGACUCCCAUCAUGCUGUAUUGCCACGGGAACUCGAAUUCUCGAGCGGCGUCGCACAGGAUUCAGCUCUACAAGUUCUUUCAGCAGAUGGACUUUCAUACCAUUGCCUUCGAUUAUAGAGGCUAUGGUGAUUCUACCAACAUUCCCCCCAGCGAGAAUGGCGUAGUAGAGGACUCGCUCAUUGUGUAUGAGUGGUUAAGGAACACUGUUGACAAGGGGAGCAAACCUAGCAUCUUUGUGUGGGGACAUUCUUUAGGUACAGGAAUAUCGUCGCACCUCCUCGGCAACCUUCCCGAGUUGUCAUCUGUGCUGUUGGAGCGCUCCGCUUUACCGUUACCAGACGGGCUCAUACUGGAAGCACCUUUCAACAACUUAGCGGAUGAAGUAGCACAUCAUCCUUUAUCUAAGCUAGUGGCGUGGCUGCCGUACUACUCGGACACGUUCGUCUCGCAGUUCGUGUCGCGCGCCGAGCACUGCUUCCGCUCCGACGCGCACCUGGCGCGCGCGCGCGCGCUGCCCGUGCUCAUCCUGCACGCCAGGGACGACGUCAUAGUGCCCUACGUGGUCGGGGAAAAAUUAUACGAAUCAAUCCGGCAGUCUCGCGGCGAGAACGACGCGCCGGUGAUUCUCCACUCGUACAACAAAAGCGAGAAUCUCGGCCACAAGUGGAUCUGCAACGCUAAAGAUUUACCUGAAGUCAUAGGAAAAUUCGUGACAACCCAUCGAUCUUCGAAGUGAACGCCAAACAAUGAAGCUAAAUAAUAUUGCUUUAGUCACAAAUGUCACUAAUCGGGUACUUAUAUGUCAUUUAGAUACUGAGAUUUUAUUUUUAGUCUGUUGUUUCAAUAAUAAUGCAUAAUAUUUAAUAUUAAAAUUAUGCAUAGUGAUAUCAAUGUUACUCACAUAGUGAUAUGAAAUUCCAUUGUAAUCAAAUAUUGAUUGCAUUAGAUGAUUAGUCGCCAUCAGAUAUAUCCGAACGGCCGGGGCGUUCAAAAAUUUCUGAACACCUUGACAAUAAAAGCUCGGUUGUACAUGCGCGUUUUGAGAGCUUUCGCGGAGCGUUAGCGGAGCGCAAUGAUAGCGGUGCGCCGGCGGGAACGAGCGUAGAUUCCUCUCCGCUAACGCUAUGCUAUGAAAACGCUUUAUGUGUGGCGGAGGCUCAAAGGCUUGUCCUUUUCAAUAUCAAAAUACCUGUAGAAUUGAACGAACCUGUUGUAAAAUAGUUUAUUUCUAAAAUGCUUUGCUAAAAACUGUUUUGUCAAGUAUAUAUUGGCUGAUUUUGGUAUUAUUGUAAUACUCGGUAGUUUAUUUUUCGAUGUUUUUUAUUUUAGCCGCAUAAUCUUACCUAACACUUAAGUACAGUCGCAUGCGGUUACCUACAUCUACAUACUUCACGAACAAAAAUACCCACAGUCUGUAUUUUCAGGUAUUAAAAUAAAUGUUAUCAAAAUCUACCCUCAAAUGGGUCAAUCCACGGCUAGAGUAACAUGAGUCACGAUUUUAUGGCAUGUUCCAUUUACUCACGACGCAAGUUCAAGAGAUCUAUCUCUAAAUAAGUGUUACUUUCCAGAUAUAUGCAUAGAUCCUUUCAUUUUCUGCUGUAGUUCAAAUAAACACUCGAUGAAGUCGUGACUCACGUUACGUUACUUUAACGUGGAUUCACCCAAAUAGCUCUCUCAGCCAGUUGAGGUUAAAUGACAUUACACGACC